Molecule: messenger RNA, 8467 nt
Organism: Paramuricea clavata
Lineage: Eukaryota; Metazoa; Cnidaria; Anthozoa; Malacalcyonacea; Plexauridae
Source: the annotation of a GenBank genome assembly
AAACUCGUCACCAUUUAAUAAAUACGCACUAGUAUGAAGUCAUUGUGCGCAUGUACAUAUUAGGAAUCUAUUUCAACUUGUAUAUGCUCUAAUAGUCGACAGCUGCUAAAUAUUUUUCUUUUCUAGUUUUCGCUGUGUAGUAAAAGGAAAUCACACGUUAUUUCGCGAGUACAACUUUAUCCAUGCCACUCCUCAUAACCGAGCUUCAUUUAUUGCCAUGUUUUGGAAAUGCUUCAAACACAUUGGAAAAAGUGGAGGUAGAUACUUUGUUUAAUAUUAAUUAUCUGACCUGGAAACUUAUCCACCAUUUCUUUCCAAGCCAUUUUUAACCUAACAUUUGCAAUGCAUCCAUUUGUCCCUCCCAAACCUAUAUGCUUUGUUUGUUUCUUUUUCAUUCAAUUUUCUGUCCAUCCUUUUCUCAUUCUAUAUCCCAAACUUUUCUGGUAACUUAAUCAUUUUCUGGGACCAAAUGGUCUUUUUCCAGCCCUGGUUAUCAUACUCUUACAAGUCUCACAAUCGGACCAAUCACGAUCUUCAAUAGAGUCACAUGAUCGGUCAAUCACAAUUCUGUGGCAAUUCUUGCCCAACCAUCUCUGCAUGCAUGCAUCCAUACGAGAGUGCCGAUUACGUAACGUCGUAUUCUAAAUUACAGCCGUGUUGGAAAACCCGAGAGAACACAGAAAUUUAUUUGAUGGAUUUAAUAUUGACUCCAUUUUGUGAUUUUCCAUUAAAAUGUUGUUUAUUGGAGUUUUUGAGAAUGCGCUUAAAUCGCUACUUCCCGAAUAUAUGUCUUGACGUGUGACGCGUUAUCCGAGAGAAUUCUUAGAGAUUUUACUUAGGACAAUAUAUACAGUACGCAUAUGUGUUGUACGUACAGUAUGUCACACUCCACCGUUUCAAUUUGUUUACAAGUUAAAUUAGGCAGCGCUCAUGUAAACCCAAUAUGUUUCAUAUGGAGCAAAGAAAUUUAAACGAAAAACAUUCGAAUUUACACUUUUGAGACCUGAGAUGCCUGAUUUGCAAGCGAUGCAAAAAAGUAACGGCGUUUGUGUUCACACGAAGCCGCCAAGUGCUCCGUUCUCAUCUCGUUCCGUUUAGAAACGGUGCCCAAAUUGCUACCGUAAAUAAUCACCCUUUGAUUUUUUUAGAUCUUUUAAGUGUAAAGGAAUAUCAUUCAUUACUCUCGUUGAUAUGUUCAGACUUUCCACACGAGAUUGUCCAGAAAUCUGCAAGGUAUAAAUGUUGACGACCUCUAGUGUACUUACCAUGCACUUAAUUUAGUGUAAUUUCUAUUAGUUGAAUUAGGCGGGUUUAGUUUGAAUAUAAUAAUGUUGAAUCUCAAACUCAUUAAUAAUUCAUGAGUAAAUUAGCCAACCGUAUUGCUUUAUUUUGCCCACAUGAUAACACUGAAUACCUGUUGAAGUAUAUAGAUCCUGUCCUAGGACUGGAUCAAAAUUAACUGAAUCCUUGGACUGGAUCAAAAUUAAUUAAGUCGUGAUUUAUUCGUAUGAGAUGUCAUUUCAAAUCCUCCUAUUCGGACUGGACUAGAUUUCAAGUUCUCGCAUUUUGAUCUAGUCCUUGGCUUCGCCCUCGUCCAAUCCUCAUAGUCGGAUUUGAAGUAUUGCUUUAAGUACUGCAAUACUACUUUAUUUGUGACUUUAUAGAAUUGUUUUAAUGGAAGAUGCUAUGGACUGCCUAAUGUCUUUCAAUGAUUUUCUGUCUGCUUUUCAAAUGCAGUUAUAUUACGAAGGUAAGUAAGUAAGAUUAAUGUUGGUUUUGGCGUAUUUUAUUUCACAAAGGUUAAACCUAUUAACCAAUUGAUAAGCUUUCAACGUUGAAUUACGGUGGGAGGGGCAAGUUGAAAUUGCUGCUUUUUGCAAGGAUUUGAUUCGGUAAGGCAGGUGCAGUACUUUUUAUGCCCACACUGUCCACAAUGAUUUUUGCAAGGACCAGUAGGUUGCACUCAGAUAGAAACAUGCGUGACUCUGUUGUGACUGCAUGAUAACAUGUACAUUCACAAUUAUUCAAACAACCUCGUUCCCAGGCUCUUCCCUUGUUAUUCAAAAUAGCAGAUAGCUCACUCUCAUGCGGAUUAAUAUAUUUCAUUUGAUAAAUUAUUUAAGAAUUUAACAUGAUAUGAGAAAUAAGUUUAAAACGUGGUAUUAUUUCUACAUAUUACCCAAACUUUUUCCUUUUUUUCACACUACAGUUAAUGUUUAGCUUAAAUUAUUUUAGAGUUUUUAGCGAAAUGCAACGAGAUUUACGACGAAAUUGCAAGUGGUUCACAUAGAUCUGCACAAGUAGUGGUCGUUCCCACAUCUGACUCUAAGUCCAAACGUCAUAAGAAUACGGAGAAAGUUUCGCAGCUGGAAUCAAGCAACAGCUUAGAUGGAGUUGAUUCAAUGUCGUUUUAUGAUGAAAUUCUGCACCAUGUUGUACAUCACAGCUCUACAGCAAAGACAAUAAGGUAUAUUGAUAUUCUGGAUUCAAUCCUUUACUGAUUAUGUAUAUAUUAACCGUUAAUUCAAAAUCAAUAUCAUCAAAUAAGAAACUGUCUUUGCUAAAAAUUAAAGUGCUAACCAGUCACGAUCCAACUGGUGACCGUAUAAAUGCUCCAUUGUGUUUUUAUUCUGCCCAAUCAAUGACAUUUAUUGUUUUGAUUUAUUUUAAUUGGCAUUUAUGCAAAGGAAAGUUCAUUCCUGACCGAAUUGUUCAAUUCCAUUUAUAUUACAUAGUGCAUUUUGGCCUGCAUUAUCUUAAAGUGAGAAUAUGUACUGUAUAGCACCAAAUAUUAAUAACGCCACCUGCAUCGUUUAGUGUAAUAAAAUUUCAAUCUUUAGACUGACGCCUUGGAUGAAUAUUAUUCAAAAAUACAAUUGAGCAAUACGCCGUAUUUCUACCCCAUGUGAUAUUGCGAUGCGGUAAAUCACAUGACAAUAUUUUUUUAUCGAAAGCUGGUAUAAUCAUUCAAUUAUAUUAACUGGGGUCUUUAAAAUCUUCGGUGUCUUUUUAUUGGAAAACAAUGCCUUUGAUAAAGAUAGCUAGUUGGGUCAGACAGAAUCGAGAGACAUAAAUGUGUUUUGAAUUAACAGAGGUAGAAAAAGAAAAUAACUCAACACAGAGUAUGAUAUGUUUUCCUUUAUACAGUAUACCUCCUUCAGAAUCUUUGAAGCAAAUCCUCUCAUCUGCCAACCGUGUAACAUUUUAUGGCUUUCUCAUGGCAUUGGCAAAGAACGAUCUAAUUUAUCAAAGUAUAGGUAUGUUUACAUCUUCUCAGAAGUAUGAAUUGAAAAUAACCGCAUUUAAGUUAUAUUAUUAAGAGCGAGGCGAUUUUGUUCGCGUAUUUCCAAUGAAAAGUUUUCAGAUUUUUUUCCGAACUGUUGAAAAUUUCAGAUUUUUUCCCCGCCUUGAAUUUGUCAAAAAUUUCAAAUUGUUUUGCCCACCCCGGACCUGUCAAAAAUUUCUCUUUUUUACCCAACCCGGAUCUGUCAAAAAUUUCAGAUUUUUUGCCCACUUAGAACCUGUCAAACAUUUCAGAUGUUUUGCCCACCACGAAACUGUCAAAUGUUUUGCCCACCCCUGACCUGUUCACCCCACAACUAUUGAUAGUUUCGGAUAUUUUUGCCCACCCCGCACCUGUCGAAAAAAACAGAUUUUGUUGCCCACCCCGUAACAAAUGGUUUCUUUUCGAAUUUGGAAUAGCAAACAAUUGAGGUUUUUGUCAAACACUUCAAAUUGAAAAACUCACUUGUUCAUUGAUUUUUUUACAAAUUGCUCCUUGAAACAUGCCUAUACAAAUUGCGUCACACUGUCAUUGAUAUUGUGAAUGUUCUUAGGUGCAGUACCACAUAAAAGUCGACUAGCGGAUGAAGAUGCAUCAGAACGCUGUAAGUGAAAAAUUAUACAUGAGCUAAUUCAAAAAAGGUUGUCUUUUGCGAACCUUAAACUCUAAACCUUAAACCUUGAUCUCUAAGCGCGCAAAGCAUAAUGGGAGCAACUUAAUCAGUUUAGAAAUCACAUAUGGGGCCCAUUUCUUUGUGAUAUGGAGUUUAAGGUUUGCAAAGGAGAACCUUUUCUGAAUUGGCUGUAUACAUAAAAUGUCUAAAUGUUCUCUCCCGAAGGCCAGUAAAGCCCCUUUCCGAACAAAUAAGAAACAAAUGAAUUUUUUUCUCUUCUGAAAAUCAACAAAGAUUAGAUAGAGUUACGUCAUAUUAACUUCUAUCCAUGACACGGUUCGAUGUUGCAAAAACAAAUCACGAAUUGGCAAUUACUUUCAAUUUACUACUUUGCUAAGUAACAGUUAAGGUAAACUUUUGAGUCAAACAAGAUGGCACCAAUAAGGCGUGCGUAGUCACACAUUAGGGAGGUUAAUGCAAACGACGUUUUUAUUAACACGGUUGUCAGAUUAACGAGAGCGCUAUUAUGAGCGCUAUGAUGCAAAAUGCAGCCAAAAUUAGUUAUACCAAAAAUAAUAAAGUUUUUAAAAUUAAUAAUUAGGCUGUUGCGGUAUUUGAAAAAAAAAACGAAAACCGAUACCGGAAAAAUAUCGAUAUUUGCCUAAUUUUAUGCAAAAUUUGCUUAUUUUUCUCUUUCUGAAAUAAAUCCAAUCAGCGCUUGAAAAAGCUUGUUAUGACGUUUAUAAAUAUACAAACGCGUAAACGUGAUAUCGAUAAUACCGAAAAUAUCGAUAUUCCGAUAUAUUAUAUAGAGAUAGUGAGAUACUGAAAAAUACACAGUGAGAUAUUUUCCAUAUCUUCACUAGUGAAGAUAUCGAUCACGUGACUUGUAGUCUUUAUACAAUUUUUUUUUGCUUGGGACUAUAUAAUAAACAGAACAUUACACGGUGUCUUGAAGAUAUGAUUUUUAUCUUCUCGUGUUAAAAAAUAUAUUUUACUCUCUCACUGCGCUCGUUCGUAAUAAAAAUAUUGUUUUCACCACUCGAAGAUAAAAAGUUAUAUCUUCGCGCCGCCGUGUAAUAUCCUCUAUAUAUCGAAAAUUUCAAGAUCGAUAAUCGGUAUUUAUAAAAAACCGAUAAUUAUCGGUAUAUCGAUAUACCGCAACAGCCUAUUAAUAAUAGUGAUUAGUAUAAUUACAUUAGGUGAUUAAUGAAAAUUCUUCACACUGAUUGGUUGCCGUUGAGGUGAUUAUAACGCGAUAAUCACCUAAGCGAUUUUUGAAAUGGCAGCCAAAGCCGUUUUGUCAAUUAAAUGUUAAAGAAAUGAAUAUUUUCCCGCCAAAUAAUCACCUACGAAAUUAUACUAAAACAAUUAUUCACCUCAGGCUUGGUGAUUGUCGUGAAUAAAAACCUCGAGUUUGUCUAGGUUUUCAUUCACCGAUAAUCACCUCGCCUUCGGCGAAUGAUUGUUAAUUGUUAGUAUGGUUACAUAGGUGAUUAUUGAAAAUUCUCUUCGCUAAUUGGUUGCCGUCGAGGUGAUUAUAACGCGAUAAUCACCUAAUCGAUUUUCGAAAAGGCGGUCUAAGCCGUUUUGUCAAUUAAAUGACGAGGAAAUGUGUGUUUUGGGGGCGUUUUUCCCAAAUAAUCACCUAUGAAAUUAUACUAAAACAAUUAUUCACCUCAGGCUCGGUGAUUAUCGUCAACAAAAACCUCGACUUCGUCUCGAUUUUUAUUCACCGAUAAUCACCUCGUCUUAAUUAUUUAAUACCAAGUUUCGGGUGGACGUACGUGUUGACAAGACGGCGCUUGCUUAACGCACUAUUAAGCCAAGUAAAAAAAUUAGUAGUUUCUCGUCCGAAUUUUUUUUAAAAAAAGGAGAAUGCGAGCGCUUUUGUUAAACCUUCAAAUAUUGCUCUUAAAGUUUACCAAAUAACCUAUAAACACACGCAAAUAUUGAAGUUUACUCAUAAAACGUAAAUAUAUUAAAAUAAACAAACAGCCGUGUACUAAUGCAAUAUAUGGCGCCAAAAUAACAAUAUGGCGCGAACAGCGGGCGCAAAUACCGAACAGCAAACCAACUUGGUCCUUGGACCAAGUCCUGACGAAUAUGCGAGACAUGUGCAAUCCGACGCUCCAUCUGCCACCAUGCACUUGGGCAUUCUGAUCACCAAUGCCUUCUCCUUGUACCAAAACAGAAAGAGAAACUGACUACCAGCCUACCCCAGACAUUUAAGACUAUUGACGCCUGGAAACUUAGCUGUUCUAAGUAGAAAAGUUAUACUUGAAGACUGGUCUGAUGUAUAUACGUCGCGGAAGAGAUAGAUGAGAAAGUAAAAGUUUUACUUCAACUAUACUCACAAUUAUGGAUGAAACUAUUCCAGAAAGAACAGUCCGAAUGCACCCCUCGGAUAAACCAUGGAUGACAAGCUUCAUCAAAACAAAGAUUAAAGCUAGACAGCGUGCUUUCUCUCGUACUGAUCAUGUGCGAUAUGAACAAUUAUGCGUUACCAUCUCAAGACUUAUAUCCGAGGCUAAAACGUCCUAUUACAGAUCAAAAGCAAAAGAUCUUCGCACAACAAAUUCAGCUAAAUGGUUUAAGUCCAUCUUCUCGCUUCUAGGAAUUAAGAACGGAAAUAACCCAUUGGGAAAAACGUCCGAUGAUAAUAUAUUAGGACUGGCUGAAAAAUUACAACAGGCUUUUAUAAAACCCUGGGAAAAUCUACCACCCAAUAACGAAUUAGAUAUUAACCUGAUGGAUCAAUUACUCAGGAACACUACAGUCUACACCUCCGUAGCCAUCUAUUGGACAAGUCAAGAACUGUCUAAAACAUCUAAACCCCAGGAAAGCGACCGGAGUAGACAAAAUUCCUGCCUGGAUACUCAAGCGUUUUAGUGAUGAUCUCGCUCCAGUCGUCCACAAUACUGUUACAGCCAGUGUAAAACAAUUAUGAACUUAGACAAAAUCAUUCUUGCACAGUUUUAUCUAGAACCGAGAGACAUAGGCAAUCUUUUGUUGCAAGAUCUAGUAAAUAUAUAUAAAGCUACGUUUACACGCUGCGAUUUGUCGGGCCGAUUUUGGUAAAUAAUCGAUGCCCCUUCUUCGACAUUUAGCGAUUUAAACGUUCAAUUGAAGCUGUCCGCUCUCUCGUCUGUUCAUAUUAUAGUUUUCUGCGUGCGAAAAGUUUUCAACAACUUUACAACGGAAGAAAAAUCGUUGAAUCGUGGAAAAGUCAGUGUUAGUGUUACAGAUUUUUCUCCCGAUUUUGUGAAUCGCAAGGUGCUGACGCGAGUACUCGCGACAGGUUAUUUGCAUACAGCGAGCAAAAUCGGCCCGACAAAUCGCAGCGUAUAAACGUACCUUAAAUCUGAUAACAUUCAACUUCACGUCUUUUAACUUAGCCUUUUUAAUAUUAGUUUUUUAACUGUAAUUAUUCAUCUUAUUUAUUAUGACUCAAUGUAAAUCUUAUCCAUCGUAUUUUUAAAUCCCAAGGAUGGCUAUUAAUAAAUUCAAUUCAAUUUAGAGUUGACGAAAAUUUCCGAACGGCAACCGAACUAUGCCGAAAGGAGCGAAAUAUACUAAGUGGAAAUUCUUUAAAACCUUGAAUAUAAAACAUAAAAAAAAUUCAUGCGGCAGGGAAAAAGGAUGCGGACGGGGACGAGAAACUACUAUUUUUUUCACUUGGCCUUAUAUAUAAAAAUAUAGUAUACUUCAAAAUAAGGCUUCCGUUUUUAUAACGUAGAAAAAGCUAUCCUAACGCAAAACUAAACCCUAACACUAACCCCAACGCUAACUCCAACCUAACCCUAACUUAUUUUAAAAAUUGAAAAAAAACGGAAACCUUAUUUUGAAGUAUACUAUCUAGCAAUUUCCAUAAAAUAGGGUGGCAUUGUGGGGAAAUUGAGGGACAAAUUAAGCUUCUUAAUGGGACCUCCGAUUACAAGUCCCCGAGGAAAGUCGCAUUCCAAUUGGCUACGUUGGAAUCUUUGUAAACUCUGUCGCGUGAUCCCGUUAGCAACAACAAAAUCAAUUAUAUAAACAAAGCUAAAUGAACAAAAACACACAAAUUCAGUUAUAUUCAGCUAUUUCACUUAUAAUGCUUAGCACCCUCAUUAAAUUUAUUACCUCCACGUGCGCGAUCUAUUAGAUAUCACUUUUCAACAUUUUUUCUUUCAGAGUGUGCUCAACUAUUCUUGCAACCACGAAAGGCGAAACUGGCCGCAUUUGUGACGAGUGCAUACCAAAUUUGGCCGAACGAGAUUCCAGGAUAUUGGGAAAAUUAUUUCAUCUUUUAGCUCGACGUUUAUUUAUACCGUACAAAAAGUAUAUGUUGAUGAACACAAUGGCAAGAAGAGGUGAAAGAUGGCCUCGUGAAUUUCCCAUUCACGAGGCGGCAUAAUCAGCCUAAAAAAUUAACGAUAAUCAAUAAAUUAUUUAUGUAGAUUUACUAAUAUACAGCUCUUUAUCCAUUACAAACAGAGUCUUGUUGACUUAUUAAAGUGCCCUACAGCAUGCUCAAACAAGUGCAUGCAACAGAAGCGCAAAAUGCUAUUUUUUUAAUAAAUACCAAUAAG